CCGGAUGUGCCGUGGCUUUAUUAUUUCCGUGUUCUUAACUGGUGACAAAUACAAGCUCCUAAAGUUGCGAUGGUAAAAGACUAGUAGGGAUGUGGUUGGUAAUAAACCAAAUGUUCUGGGGAUUUAAUGGUUUGAACCAGUAUCCAGAGGGCAGUGGUAACCGUAACACUGUGACGUGGCAAUUUUGCUGAAGACAGAGCAGGUUUUUUGGAGGCCUGGGGGUAAAGCUAGCAGUCAAGCUAACGAUAAAUAUCCAUUAUGUCUUGGGAAGAAUUGCCUUGCUUUCUGGCCUCGCCUCUGCCCGGUUUCUUUGCUGUCUGAUCUGCGUUGGGCAAGAAAGGAAGCAGGUAACUUGAAACUCUACUGUCAAUGCUGCGCGGGAGAAAAAUAUAAAUUACUCAACACCAACGGGUUUACUGUAGCUUGUUAGCUUGUGGGCCAUGGCGGACAGCUUUGGAGAUGAGUCCAGCAGCAGUGCCCUAGGCUUAGACGUUACUACGGGACAGGGGAGCGGAGCCUCACAGCUUCCGAUUUUGUCUAACUCUCUGCCGGUGGGAAUGUCGGCAACUGGCGGUGUGCACUCCAGCUCCAACCCGACCUCUCCGCCUCUUGCUGUCGCCGCGCAGAGUGGCCUAACAGCUGUGGUGGCCCCUAUGUCCGCUGUCACUGCUACCCCGGUCAGUUUUGGGAACACAUUGACUCCCGGCUCUUCACCACCAGUCGUGGCCGUGUCUCCCACAUUGCAUGCCUCCUCGCCUCUCCCCGGUGUUGGGCUAGGGGCGGCAGGAGCGGGCCUCCUAUCUCAAAUCAAUGCCACUUCCUGGGACCCAACUCUUAGCACGGAUUGGGACAACGAAAAAGCUUCCCAGCAGUGCAUCCUGAGGAUAAAGAGGGAUAUCAUGUCCAUCUACAAGGAACCUCCACCAGGGAUGUUCGUGGUCCCUGAUCCUCAGGACAUGACCAAGAUCCAUGCCCUGAUCACAGGGCCAUUUGACACGCCAUAUGAGGGUGGCUUCUUCCUCUUCCUGUUCCGCUGUCCCCCUGACUAUCCAAUUCAUCCACCACGGGUCAAGCUCAUCACCACUGGGCACAACACUGUCCGUUUCAAUCCCAACUUCUACCGCAAUGGCAAAGUAUGCCUCAGCAUCCUGGGGACAUGGACAGGGCCGGCAUGGAGUCCAGCUCAGAGUAUCUCAUCUGUGCUCAUCUCAAUCCAGUCUCUGAUGACGGAGAACCCCUAUCACAAUGAACCUGGCUUUGAACAGGAGCGUCACCCAGGGGACAGUAAGAAUUACAACGAGUGCAUCCGCCAUGAAACCAUGAGAGUGGCUGUGUGUGACAUGCUGGAGGGAAAAGUUCUUUGUCCUGAAGCUUUGUUGAGUGUGAUGGAGAAGUCCUUCCUUGAAUACUAUGAUUUCUACGAGGGCGUUUGCAAAGAGAGAUUGCAUCUGCAGGGGCAGAACAUGCAGGACCCAUUUGGGGAGAAGCGUGGCCGUUUCGACUACCAGGGCUUGUUGGCUCGUCUCGGCGCAACCCACAGACGACUGCGAGAGAAAAACCUGGCAGAGGAUAACCACAAUGACAACGACUCGGACUCAGACACCAGCUCUUCAGGGACAGACCCCGACAGUCAGGGCAGCUCACAGCCCUGACUUCUUGGACAGUGCUAGACUUAUAGCCGAAAACUAAAGACAAGAGAACUGUUUUUUUUUUUUGUGUAUCUUUGUUUCUUUUGCUGCAUCGGAGCAACAUCACGGAAGACGAUGUGAGUCUUUCUUGGGAAUACGAUUGGAAUCGAGUAUCUAUUGUAUAAAUAAUACAGAAAACUAAAGAAGAGGUGGUUCCUUUUUGCUGAAAAUAAUUUAAAAAAAAAAAAAACAGCAAUCUGCAAGCCAAGUGCUGGAAAGCUUGACCUGCAGCUUUGGAUUUGUGCUACUUGUAGCUAGCCAGUUACCAUUUUGAUCUGCGACUCUAAAAGCUCAAUUUGACUUUGACAUUCUGGAUACUUGUGAAAAGAAAAGGUUAUAGUGACGGCUUGAACCUUCUAUGAUGUUCCACUUUGAUCCCCAAGCACAAACAUGUUUUCUAUCUUUUCCACACCAAUGAAAUACUGUCUGUUAGAGACCUGUGAAGAGGAGGCCUGAAGCUUGGAGCUGGUUUAAGCAAAAUCAAAGGACCUUAUCCUGGGAAUGUCAGGAUGAUUGGCCUGAUUUGGUUGAAGCAGGGUAAGAUCAAAGAAGGUGCUCCCCGUCUUUGAUUUCAAGAGGGAAGGCAAAGUUAUCCUGUGUAACGCGGAAGAUGGAGAAAGUGACUGCAGUGGAUUUGUGAGUCAGUGCCUUGUCUCCUCUAAGUGUAAAGCCAUGCCAGACCUCUUCCAGACUUGACAUCAAUUGUUUCUUCAGCCAGGCCACAAAAAUUUAAAAAAAAAAAAAAAAAUUCAGCAGCUCUGGAUUUCUACAAUAUUUCUUGUGUAUUAGCCUCUACAAAAAGUUCUGUUUAGCUUUCAGCUCUAAUUGUCCUGUUGAAUUGGUGCUUAGAGAAGGAGACAUUUUAAUUUCAUUAACAUCAUUAUGCCUUUUUAUGUUAUUUUUCUUUGCUGUAAUCAGACAUUAGACUAACAAUACCUUAAAAUAUGUACGAUGCAUUAUUUGUAAUCCUAGCUGGGGUUUGGGUUUUUUUUUGUUUUUAAUCAGUCAAUUUUUCAAACCAAAUUGUCUCACACUUUCACUAGAUUAACUUUAAUUCAGGGAAAUUAAUGGAAGGAAUACAAAACUCUGUUCUUGUAUGGACAGUGAAUUAACCCAACCAGUUUGUUCUUCUCAGGCUUUUUCGAUGCUUUGGUAGUUGUUUCUCCAUUAUCCAACCCUUGAAGGUAGCUGUCGCAGUGAACUAAUAUUCAUUUGUUAUUUCAGGUUUCUGCUUUUCACCAAUAAAUGACAGUCACGGCACCAUUGGAGUUACACAAUCACAAGGUACUAAAGUGACAGGUGUUGCUGCUUAUGCUCUGAACUCAACGAGAGGGUUUUCUCUUGGGGAAACAAAGGGGCACAGAGAGAGGAGGAAAAUGCUUGGUUGACAUGCUGAGAUUUUUCCUUCUGUCUUUAUACAAUACUCAUAUUUGCACUGAAAGAAAUGUGUGUGUGGUGGCGGAAAAGCCUUCAUUUCAGGACAUCAUUAGGUCAAUGCAAUGAUGCUUCAGAUGAGCACCUUCAUCCUGGUAAACAGUUUAUUGGUGUUUUUCUGUAGGCCAUGUUUGUAUCAGGACUUAUACCCACAUUACAACUUGGCAAGAAAACAAACUAUUGUAACAUUAACGAUACCCAGUUGUUUUUCACUUCAAUGACUGCAGCUUGUAAUAGCUUCAGUUUAACUCUUUAAGAUCUGCUCUGAAGAAGAGGAAUGAUAUUGAUAUCCUUUGUCAUUGUGCCUGCUGCAUAUAAGUUGAUGGCACUAAAAAAAAUAAAAUGCGAUUUUUGAAAGUUCUUUGAGUUGAAUGAGAAGGUGCAUUGUGCUCACAAGCUCUUAAGCUGUCCCAUGAGUAAACUUGUGAAGUUGUUUUUCUGACUGUGGUAAAUGUGUACUUUUACAUCAACACGAUUGCUAUAAAGAUGCUGUUUCAUUUCAUUGCUCAAAUUCUUACCAAAACCUUUCCUUUGAUAGCCAUUUCCAUUGUUCAAUAAAGCAAUAUUUGCUUUAAUCAAGUUUUUUUUUAUUUUCUUUUUCCCAACGAUACUGACCAUCUUUGUCACUGUGGAGGCAGCAACUAUUGGUUAAAAUGUAAUGUUAUAGUUAAAUUCCAAUGUUAGGGUGAAAUUCACAUGCAAUACAUGAACAUGCAUUAAUGUGUCAAACACAACACAUCCACAAGAAUUAAAAAUCACUUACACUUAAGCCACCUGCAGCUUAGCUUAACGGAAAAGUUGCAAGUCACACUUUCUUUGAGUGGAGAUGUAAUGACUAAAAGGUUAUCAGCACUUCUGUAACUAAAAAAAACUGUGUUUUCUAAUUUAAUUGCUACAUAAACCUACAUAAAAUGUAGGUGGAACUAUUUGUCACAAUCAAGCUGCAGCCUUCAGGUUUUAAAAAUGAACACAACUUGGAGCUGUGGCAAAGUGCUGGAUUCUGUAGAAGCAUGAAGUUAAGGGCAUCUCUGAGGCAUCACCUCUGCUAAUGCUAGUCACUGGAGGCCUUGAGGCGACUUUUGUUGUGAUUUGGCACUAUAUAAAUAAAAUUGAAUUGAAUUGGAACUUUCCCCUGCAUUUGUCUUUUAGGGCUUGAAAUUUAACUGACAAAUAAUAUCACCUGCUUUGUGGGACAGGCCAUCCAAGAAGUGGGUGUUUGAAAUUCUAGUAUUUUCUUUAAAACUUUGUUUUCUUGGGCUCUUAUUUGGUACUAAUAAGCAUUGCACUUGCACAGGUUAUGGAUGCAGCUUGCUAAGCAGCUUGCUAGCUUUAAUAAUCUUAUGCCCAAAACCAGUGGGUACCAUCAGGGCAGCUGUGUCCACCUUUUAUAUGCAAUGUAUUCCCAACUGCAUCUUACUGUCUGAGCAACUAAAAUGUUGUGAUUGGAAUCCCCAAACCAGACUGCAUUUGUACAUUUUCGUAAUACGGAAUGGUGGUAGGUAGGAUAUUUAGCUUGUAAUCAUAAGGAAGAAAAAACAAGUUCACCCAUUAAGAGAAUAUCUAACUUUCAUAAAAUCCAUUCAUGAUUUAUCUGGGCAUUAAUAGCUCUGAGUAUACUGGAUAUGAUAUUGGGACAGAGCUAUGCUACAUGUUUCCUAGCUAACAGACAUUCAUGAUCGAGUCUCAUCAUCAAGGAGAAAGAAAAUCAUAUGGCCAUUCUCUCAUAUUCAUCUCUCUAGACUAAAACAUUAUAGUGUUUUGACUAUCUUCUGCCUUCCAUUGUCCUACAGAGUUUGUGUUUAAUUGCAGUGUUGAUGGAGUCAGUUUCUGCCCUCGGCUUUGUGUCAGACUCUUGUUUGAUUGCCAUAAUGGCAUUUCUAACAUAGGGCAUUCCUUUUUGUUAUCGAAUGGUUAUGAGAAGCUGCUUCUAGCAAAGUUUUGUGAUUGCCAAAAUGUUCAAUUCAACAUGCCCUGAAAGGAACAACAGGGAUUAUAUCCUUGUUUGCUUGUGCUGUGCUUAAAGUGUUUUUUGUGGUUCAAAAAUGCCUGGAUUCACAACAGGUCUUGAGCAUGGUGAUAUUGUGCAGAAGUGUUGGAAAAGCAUAGAAUAAAGUGCUGUUCAGUCCU
Molecule: messenger RNA, 5249 nt
Organism: Haplochromis burtoni (Burton's mouthbrooder)
Lineage: Eukaryota; Metazoa; Chordata; Actinopteri; Cichliformes; Cichlidae
Gene: ube2z
Product: ubiquitin-conjugating enzyme E2Z
Exons: 7
Coding region: 441-1652 (403 amino acids)
Biological process (GO): negative regulation of apoptotic process
Cellular component (GO): nucleus
Molecular function (GO): cysteine-type endopeptidase inhibitor activity; ubiquitin conjugating enzyme activity
Source: RefSeq, a predicted model, not a curated record